Sphaeramia orbicularis (orbiculate cardinalfish) is the source of this 442-nucleotide messenger RNA. Its product is annotated as WD repeat-containing protein 17-like. The coding region runs from base 6 to 422 and encodes 138 amino acids. The record is from RefSeq and is a predicted model, not a curated record. Lineage: Eukaryota; Metazoa; Chordata; Actinopteri; Kurtiformes; Apogonidae. The transcript has 6 exons.
CAUGAAUGAAGCGCACAUUCUUCUUCCUGUUUGUGUUUCUCAGUCAGUUGUUGAAGCGUCGAGAAGUGUGUGUUCCUCUGAAGAUCGAAGAGCUGUCGGUUCAGCUGGACGCAUGGAGGGCCGUCACACAAACCAACAACCCUCCAUCUGAGUGUCAAAGAGAAGAGUUCCGCCUCCUGGAGAGGAGACUCCGCCCCUCAGACUCUGUGUUGGUCCUGGUUGGAGCAGAUUACGUCACCGGCUCGAACCUGCCCAGUCACUCAGAUGUCCAACUGUCCUGUUUCACUGGACACAGAAUCCAGGGUCCAGUCUUUGUGUUGGAGGACAGGAAGUCUGCCAUCUCCCUGAACGACGCUCUUAUGUGGGCUAAAGUGAACCCCUUCAGUCCACUGGGAACUGGACUGCGCAUCAACCCCUUCUAACGCCCGUCAUAGAGGAGGAG